This is a messenger RNA of Camelina sativa (false flax), 1086 nucleotides long. Lineage: Eukaryota; Viridiplantae; Streptophyta; Magnoliopsida; Brassicales; Brassicaceae. The record is from RefSeq and is a predicted model, not a curated record.
CGGAACGUGAUAAUUGUUUCUGAACCGAACAGCUAUGCGGUCAAUUAAUUUCAGUACCCUUAACAAAACCGAACCGCCGUUAAACCGGAACCAAAUUGGCAUUUUAAAAGAGCGUUCAAAGGGUGAUAGGACUCAGACUUGACCGGAGUGGACUCAAUCGGCGAAUCUGACUCGGACGCGGCGGAGUGAUGGAAGAGCUCCCGAUCUUAACCGUGAGUCAGCGCGAGCAGCUUCUGGUGGAGAACGAUGUGUUCGGGAUCUUUGGUUACUUCGACGCCAGCGAUAUUUCUACUCAGGAAUACAUAUAAUUUAUCAGGUAAGCGAAACCCUGAAGAUGAUUUGGAGACCAAACCCGUUCUCAAGAAACAUAAGGAAACAUCCGAGGAGAAGGAGGAGACAACCAAAGGAUUUGCUGAUAGUCUCCAGCACAAGUCUGACCAGGCUAAUUUAAUCUCAGUGAAGGAGGCUGCCAUAAGAAAAAAGAAGACUCUCUGUGUUGGCAAUCUCCCUCUCACAACUACUAUAUCAGAUAUCCUCCAUUUCUUCAAAGAUGCUGGAGAAGUUGUUCGUGUUCGAACUAUCCCGCAAGUUGGUUAAGAAGUUGUGCUUUGGCCGUGUUGACUUUGCAUCUGCCAACGAAGCAAAGAAGGCGCUGGAAAAGAAGAAUGGUGAAUAUUUGCACGACUGUCAGAUAUUUCUUAGAGAGGAUUUUAACGCUCCAUACCCUUUCCGACCCAAGUAAAUUGAUUUUCCAUGUUAUGGAGAUUUGUUUCUCUAACUUAUUGCUUGAGUUUUGAUGCCAUUACAGAAGACUAACGCUAUUUAAUUUUGCUAAUUAGAGGAACACAAGGUCUGGAACCUUCGACAAGAAAGCCUUCCGAUAGAAGAAGAUGGCACACCUCCCGAUUUUGUUGAGGAAGUACUCUUUGUUGCCAAUCUCUCUCCCCAAACUAAAAUAUUGCAUAUGUAAGUAGCACCUUAGAUUUCCGCCUUUCCUUCUCAGAGGAAGCUUUCCACCUUUACAACAAAGAUUUCUUCCAAGAUGUUGGAGAAGUUGUUCGUGUUCGACUUAUUGUAAACCACGAG